AUAUAUGCCAUCACUGAGGAGCUUUCAUUGGUGGUAGCAAUCCUUAGAGACAAUUUCACCGCGCACUGUGGGAAUGCGUUUGCUUGCUUAUCCACACGCCUGCUAGGAUCAAGCCUCGCCUUCCAAGAACUCAAGGGCCUAAUUCUAAAGGCAACUCUGACAAUAAUUGCGUUCUCUUAUGUAUUCGAUAUCGCAAACCAGGCCUUCUCUGUGGAGGAGGACGCCGUGAACAAGCCUACUAGACCUAUACCCUCCGGCAGGCUAAGCAGAGGUGGUGCUUACGCACGCUGGCUGUUAAGCUGGAUUCUAUUUCCUGUUUUGGUAUAUUUCGCUGUCAGUCUCCGGGCCACAUCAGUGCUUGUUCUGUGGGAGGUGUGGGUUUUCAUAUUCUACGUGUGGCCCAAAGUGGAGUAUUGGUGGGUGCGAAAUAUUUUCACAGCUGUAGGAGCCAUCCUUCAGCUUACUCUGCUGGAUACGAUGCUUACAGACACAUUGCUAACACAUGAUGCCAUAUCUCAUGAAGCAAAGACCUCUCUGAAGUGGAUUUUAUUCAUCUGGUUAUUUAUGACUAUUCAUAUCCAAGAGUUUCAGGAUAUGGAGGGAGACCGGCAUGCGGGCCGUAAAACACUGCCCCUGGUUCUGUGCCCCAAAGGUCAAUUCUGGCUGCGUGUUGCCACUGCAGUGUUUAUUGGCGCUACUCCAGUUGUCAGCAUUGCGCUGUUCAGAUCCUGCCUACUGUCGAGUUGGACCAUGUUAAGUCCGGGUCUGCUCUUACUGGCACUAUGCCAUCUGCUUUCCAUGUUGACCGUUGCAGUGCGACUUGUAACCUUGCCAUUCAAGGAAGCUGACAAGGCGACCUAUAAGUACUACUAUAUUCUAGCAACUUACCUUAUGCUCCAUAUGUAUGCCAAUGUUCAGCGAGCCGUAUGUUGA
Molecule: messenger RNA, 933 nt
Organism: Aspergillus ibericus CBS 121593
Lineage: Eukaryota; Fungi; Ascomycota; Eurotiomycetes; Eurotiales; Aspergillaceae
Product: UbiA family prenyltransferase
Exons: 1
Cellular component (GO): membrane
Molecular function (GO): transferase activity, transferring alkyl or aryl (other than methyl) groups
Source: RefSeq, a predicted model, not a curated record